Strongyloides ratti is the source of this 1020-nucleotide messenger RNA. RefSeq lists its product as hypothetical. The transcript is spliced from 3 exons. The record is from RefSeq and is a predicted model, not a curated record. Lineage: Eukaryota; Metazoa; Nematoda; Chromadorea; Rhabditida; Strongyloididae. Bases 1 to 1020 code for a protein of 339 amino acids.
AUGGAUAUUGCAAAAGAAAAUAUAAGAAAUUUUUUAAUUAGAGUAAGAAAAUGGUUAAGAAAAAAAUGGGAAGAAUGUGCUGAUGUUACUCAAAUGAAAUUUGAAUGGCCAAUAUGGACACCAGUAGAAGUUGUUGAAAUGGUUGGAAUAGAAAAUUAUGAUUCAUCUUCAAUGAAAUUUCAAAUGCCAUUUUUUUGGAAAAGUCAUUCUGUACCAGCUACACGUUCUUGGGGAAUAGUUGUAUGUGGAAUAGAAUGUUUUUUUGGUUUAUUUUGUCUUCUUCUUAAUAUAAUCCAUUUUGGUAUAUUUAUAAAUACAAAUUCACGAUAUAUGUAUUUACAGUGGAUGGUUUUCAUGUUAACACUAUCUGAAAUAGGAGUAUUUUUUGCCUUUAAAUUAUUGUUUAUUAUUGCACUAAAUGAAAAAAAUCAUAAAUUAUUACGGGUACAAAUGAUAUUCCAAUAUGCUACCAGUGUGGUACUACUUCUUAAUGCAUCAUUUUCAAUUACAGCAGAUUAUGGUGGAUAUAAUGAAGAAAAAUUAUAUGGUCAAAAACAACCAAUUUUAAUAAGAAUUUUAGCAAUAUUAUCAUUAAUAUUUGCUGUUGCACAGUUAUAUUUACGAUUAAUGACAGUUCCAAUAUACAAUUUUAUGGUUACACAAAGACGAUUUUGUAAAAGUUUAUAUAAUUGUCGUUGGAGAUAUAGAAAAAGAGUAUAUUUUACCUAUUGUUCCAUAAGAGAAGAUGAUCUUAAAAAUAAAAAAGAACAACAAAUGCUUCUGGAAUUAAAAAAAAGUCAAACAACAACUAGAAGGAAAAAAAAAGUUAAAAAAAUCGGACAAAUUCAGAGGGGAAUUAGAAAAAAACAAGGUGGUGAAAAUAACAUUCAACCUAAUAAUGCUUUACUUGUCAAAGUAAUGGAAAAAGAUCCAUCCAAAAUAAAAUUAUGUAUUAUAUUGGAUGAAAAAAGUCUUGAAGCUGCAAAAAAACCAUCAACUUUUAUUUUAAAUGAAGAAUAA